AUGCCUCAGCCUACCCAGAAAUUUUUAGAAGAAACUCAACAUUUUCUCAGAGUGCUUAGUGAUUUAAACGGAGAUCUAAUCUACGUUUCUGAUCCGAUUUACGCAGCAGUCUCAAAUAUUAUUUGUUCCAUUGCUUUAGGGGAAAGAUUUGAAUACAAUGACGUGGAAUUCAAAAAAUUGAUAAACGUGAUGUAUGAGUUAUUGGCCAAUCAGAACAUUCCUGCUAUUAAUCUAAUUCCUGUUCUACAGUAUCUUCCGGGCGAUAUUUUUGGGGCAAAACAUGAAGAUUUCCCUAUAGCUGUGUUUGAGUUGUUCGGUGCUGGCACAGAUACUAUAUCAAAUACUCUAACAUGGUCAGUAUUAUGUCUUCUGAAAAACCCAGAUGUUCAAGAUCGAAUGAGAGAUGAGAUGUUCUGUACUAUUCCUACCGAUAGGCCACCAACAAUGGCGGAUAAAUUAAAUCUACCGUUCUGUGAAGCUGUAAUUGCUGAAACACAGAGACUUGCAAAUAUUUUGCCUUUUGCACUUCAACGCGCAGCUACCGAAGACGUGAUGAUUGGCAAAUUUAAAAUUUUGAAAGGAUCUUUCGUCAUACCAAAUUUGUCAUCAGAAGCACAUGAUGAAGAGCUGUUUCCAGACUACCUUAAGUUUGACCCAUUGCGAUUUAUAGAUAAACAAGGAAAGUUUUAUGGUCAGGAAAGAAAUGUUCCAUUUUCACUAGGAAAACGAUCGUGUCCGGGAGAAUCUCUCGCCAGAAUGGAAUUGUUUCUUUUCAUCACUUCAAUUGUAAAGAAGUUUCGUAUUCUACCAGACACAGAUGGUAUAUUCCCAUCAUCAAAGGGACAGUUAGGAAUUGCAUAUGUUCCAAAUCCGUUUAAAGUUCGUUUUGUUGAGAGAAAUUAAAGUUAACCAUAAAAUUCAAUGUAUAUUCAUAAACAGCCAGCUUAUUGUAUUUCUCUUUGUAAAUGUAUUUUUAUGUGUGUAUAAGAUUAUAUAUAACUCGUCUAAACA
Mytilus trossulus (common blue mussel) is the source of this 1011-nucleotide messenger RNA. Its product is annotated as cytochrome P450 2U1-like. The coding region runs from base 1 to 903 and encodes 300 amino acids. Gene Ontology annotation, biological process: xenobiotic metabolic process. Gene Ontology annotation, molecular function: oxidoreductase activity, acting on paired donors, with incorporation or reduction of molecular oxygen, reduced flavin or flavoprotein as one donor, and incorporation of one atom of oxygen; heme binding; iron ion binding. Lineage: Eukaryota; Metazoa; Mollusca; Bivalvia; Mytilida; Mytilidae. The record is from RefSeq and is a predicted model, not a curated record. Gene Ontology annotation, cellular component: cytoplasm; intracellular membrane-bounded organelle. The transcript has 4 exons.